Molecule: messenger RNA, 3666 nt
Organism: Aspergillus affinis
Lineage: Eukaryota; Fungi; Ascomycota; Eurotiomycetes; Eurotiales; Aspergillaceae
Product: coatomer subunit alpha
Exons: 8
Coding region: 1-3666 (1221 amino acids)
Biological process (GO): endoplasmic reticulum to Golgi vesicle-mediated transport; intracellular protein transport; retrograde vesicle-mediated transport, Golgi to endoplasmic reticulum
Cellular component (GO): COPI vesicle coat
Molecular function (GO): protein binding; structural molecule activity
Source: RefSeq, a predicted model, not a curated record
AUGCAGUCCUCCCCAAACAUGCUCACCAAGGAUCGCUACUCACCAUCCUCUCGUGUACAGUUUGAGUCCAAAUCAUCCAGAGCCAAAGGAAUUGCCUUCCAUCCUAAACGGCCAUGGAUCCUAGUAUCGCUUCAUUCGUCCACUAUUCAACUAUGGGACUACCGCAUGGGUACCCUCAUUGACCGCUUCGAAGAACACGACGGCCCCGUUCGAGGCAUUGACUUCCAUCCGACCCAGCCCCUCUUCGUGUCCGGCGGUGAUGAUUACAAGAUCAAGGUUUGGAGCUACCAGACUCGGAGAUGUCUGUUCACACUCAAUGGUCAUCUGGACUACGUGCGGACGGUCUUCUUCCAUCAUGAACUCCCCUGGAUUCUCUCCGCGUCGGACGAUCAGACGAUCCGGAUAUGGAACUGGCAGAACCGGUCUUUGAUUUGUACGAUGACUGGUCAUAAUCACUACGUGAUGUGCGCGCAAUUUCACCCCACCGAAGAUCUGAUUGCCUCCGCCUCCCUGGAUCAGUCCGUUCGCAUUUGGGAUAUUUCCGGACUGCGGAAGAAGCACUCGGCUCCUACCACAAUUUCGUUCGAAGAUCAGAUGGCUCGAGCCAACCCCAGCCAAGCGGACAUGUUCGGAAACACCGAUGCAGUUGUUAAGUUUGUGUUGGAGGGCCAUGACCGUGGUGUUAACUGGGUGUCCUUCCACCCCACUCUCCCCCUGAUUGUCUCCGCCGGUGACGAUCGCCUCAUCAAGUUGUGGCGGAUGAGUGAUACGAAAGCGUGGGAGGUCGACACCUGCCGUGGCCACUUCCAGAAUGCCUCCGCCUGUCUGUUCCAUCCGCACCAGGACCUGAUUCUCUCCGUCGGCGAAGACAAGACAAUUCGGGUCUGGGACCUGAACAAGAGAACCUCUGUGCAGUCUUUCAAACGGGACAUGGACCGAUUUUGGGUCAUCGCCGCUCACCCUGAGAUCAACCUUUUCGCCGCCGGCCACGACACCGGUGUCAUGGUUUUCAAGCUGGAACGGGAGAGACCUGCGUCUGCGGUGUACCAGAACCAGCUUUUCUACAUCACCAAAGAGAAGCAUGUCAAGUCGUACGACUUCGCCAAAAAUGUUGAAUCUCCCCCGAUGCUCUCAUUGCGGAAGCUCGGGUCCGCCUGGGUGCCGCCUAGAACGGUUUCAUACAACCCCGCUGAGCGCGCCAUCCUUGUCACUUCGCCCACGGACGGUGGCAUCUACGAGCUGAUUCACCUCCCAAGGGAUGCCACUGGAGCUGUCGAACCCACCGAUGUCAAGCGCGGCCAGGCCUCUUCCGCAGUUUUUGUUGCCCGCAACCGAUUUGCUGUCUUCAGCCCGGCCAACCAGCAGGUGGAUAUCAAGGAUCUGAGCAAUUCGACGACCAAGACUAUCAAACCCCCGGCGGGAACGACCGACAUCUACUUCGGUGGAACCGGCUGUCUCCUCUUCAUCACUCCCACUCAUGUCGUCCUUUUCGACAUUCAGCAGAAGAAGCAACUCGCCGAGCUGGCGGUUGCCGGCGUCAAGUAUGUGGUUUGGUCGAACGAUGGCCUAUAUGCAGCCCUACUCAGCAAGCACAAUGUCACGAUUAUCACCAAGAGCCUGGAACAAGUGAGCACAUUACAUGAGACGAUCCGCAUCAAGAGCGCGGCUUGGGAUGAUGCCGGUGUCCUUCUGUACUCCACUUUGAACCAUGUGAAGUAUUCUCUUCUGAACGGCGACAACGGCAUUAUCCGCACCCUCGAACACACGGUUUACCUCGUCAAGGUCAAGGGUCGAAGUGUCUACUGUCUUGAUCGUAACGCCAAGCCUAGGGUUCUGGAGAUCGACCCCACGGAAUACCGUUUCAAGUUGUCUCUGGUCAAGAGAAACUACGACGAGAUGCUUCAGAUCAUCAAGACGUCUAGCUUGGUCGGCCAAAGUAUCAUCUCUUAUCUGCAGAAGAAGGGUUACCCCGAGAUCGCCCUGCAGUUCGUCCAGGAUCCUCAGACUCGCUUCGAACUCGCUCUCCAGUGUGGUAACCUGGAUGUCGCCAUUGAGAUGGCGAGAGAGCUGGACCGCCCUAACAUGUGGAGCCGGCUCGGAGCGGAGGCCCUGGCUCACGGUAACCACCAGACGGUAGAGAUGGCUUACCAGAAGCAGCGAAACUUUGAUAAGCUGUCAUUCCUGUAUCUGUCUACCGGUGACCAAGAGAAGCUGUCGAGAAUGGCUAAGAUCGCAGAGCACCGUGGCGAUUUCACCUCUCGCUUCCAGAACGCUAUCUAUCGGGGCGAUAUCGAGGAUCGGAUCCAGAUGUACAAGGAAGUUGAUCUAUACCCCUUGGCGUAUCUCACUGCCAAGGCUCAUGGCUUGACUGAGGAGGCUGAAUCUAUUCUCGAAGCGUCUGGCCUGACGGAAGACCAGAUCACUCUGCCGAACAUUGACGAGCCUUCGCGGGUGCCGCACCCCAUCGCUCCCACUUUCAAGGCAAACUGGCCUGUUAAAGCUGCUGCCCACUCGUCCUUCGAGAAGGCCUUGCUCGGAGAAGUUGGUGCGGUUGAUGACGAUGCCGCCGCUAUCGGCUACGAGCCCGAGGAGGAAGAGGAAGCCGUUGCGGCUCAAGAGACUCUGGACGAUGAGGAGGAUGUCGGCGGAUGGGACAUGGGAGAAGAGAUCAACGUCGAGGAGGAUGUUGACUUUGUCAAUGUGGACAGCGCAGAGGCCGGCGCAGGCAGUACUGAAGCCGAUCUUUGGGCUCGGAAUUCCCCUCUGGCAGCCGACCAUGUUGCUGCUGGAUCCUUCGACUCCGCUAUGCAGCUCCUGAACCGCCAGGUGGGCGCUGUCAACUUCACCCCUCUCAAGCCCCGUUUCCUUGAAAUCUACAAGGCCUCGAAGACGUAUCUGCCUGCCGCGGCUGGUCUUCCUCCUUUGGUGAACUAUGUGCGUCGGACAGUCGAUGAGACCGACAGCCGCAAGGUUCUGCCUGUCAUCCCUAGAGACUUGGAAACGAUUGCCAAUGCCGACCUGCAAGAAGGUUACGCUGCCAUGCGGGCCAACAAACUGGAAGAUGGAGUCAAGAUCUUCAAGCGUAUCCUACACUCCGUCUUGGUGAAUACCGUCUCCUCGGAGGCCGAGGUUGAACAGGCAAAGAAGAUCAUCGAAACUGCCCGCGAAUACAUUGUCGCUAUGUCCAUUGAGCUGGAGCGCCGUUCCCUUUCGACGGAUGAUCCUGAGAACCUCAAGAGAAGCCUUGAGCUCUCUGCCUACUUCACAAUCCCCAAGUUGGAGGUGGCUCAUCGUCAGCUCGCCUUGAUGGCUGCCAUGAAGUUCUCGUUCGCCAACAAGAACUACUCAUCGGCCCUCAGCUUUGCUAACCGCAUGCUGGCCAACGGCGGUUCCGCCAAGCUUCUUGAACAGGCCAAGAAGAUUAAGGCGCAGUGCGAGCGCAGCCCGCAGGACAAGAUCGACAUCGAAUUCGACCAGUUUGCCGAGUUCGACAUCUGCGCUGCUUCGCACACUCCCAUCUACAGUGGAUCUCCUAGCGUUUCGGAUCCCUUCACCGGAGCCAAGUAUCAUGAACAGUACAAGGGCACCGUGUGUCGGGUAUCCGAAGUCACCGAGAUCGGUGCGCCGGCCAGCGGUCUGCGCUUGUUCGUGCCCGGCCAAUUUUGA